This is a messenger RNA of Blepharisma stoltei, 1463 nucleotides long. The record is from the annotation of a GenBank genome assembly. Lineage: Eukaryota; Ciliophora; Heterotrichea; Heterotrichida; Blepharismidae.
AUGGAAGUUCAAAGAAUUAACCAAAAUAUUUUUACUCUGCUUGAUGAAGAGCUAGCGACUGCUCCUCCAAACUACCCUGAAAUCAUUCAUAUUUCUGAAGGGAUUAGGCCUACAAUAUAUUCAAAAUCUCAGCCUAAAAUAAAAGGAUCUUUAGAAGAGCCCAGAAGCAGUCCUAAAGAAAUUCAUAUCAGAUCAAAUAGAAGACCUUCCCCUCCUAAUAAUAGGAAAUCCCGCACUGGCCUAACUCCCACCCCUUUAUUUAGGAGCAAACCCAUUAUAAAAGCCAUAUUUUUCGGAAAUUAACGCUCCUUAGUAUUGACCAAAAAUUGUUGUAUAAAAUUACAUUUUAAUACAACUAGUUUACGAUAAAUAGCUCAGUAGUAUUAGUCUUAGUCUUAGUUAAAUUUAUAGACUAGCUCCCGGCCAGGACCGAAGGUCCUUUUCUUCCGAAUUUUGGACGCCUCGCUUGCUUUCCUUGCCCUUCCCAGUGUGCACCUAAGUGCCACAGGCUACUACUCAGCUCCUUCCGGUCACGGGGCUUGGCCAUGCUAUCCGGAAGUAGGCGAAUUGGGUCACCGUGCUUCACAUCGCCAGACUAGGGUUAGAGCUAAGGGAUUAACUCCUUAGCUCUUGUCGGCUCCUGCCAUGCCCUCCAAAUUGGCACUAGCGGUCCCUAGAGGAAAAACCCCUUUUUGCCCCGUGUCCUGUCGGGACGACCCUAGGAUCGUAGUUGCUGGACUGGGAGGGAAACCUAGCCGGACACAAACUACCAGUACCCAUUCUAGACCUUUCCCUGGGCGGAUUGGCUUCAGGCCGCAGCAAGGUCCCCCAAUCUCGCCACAGUUCCGGAGAGGACGGAUCGGUGUCGUCGCCAUUUUAUUUGUGCUAUGAAUAGCUCAGUAAGUUGCAUUUUUAUGUUGACUUCUAUUCAGCAAACAAAAUUUGAAUUUGACUUACUAAAUAAUGAUUCUAACGUGCUGCUAUCUCAAAUGUGCAUAAAAUUAACGAUUAUAAUAAUGAAUCUCAAUUCUUAUAUAAAAAAAGAACCCUCUUCAUUAUAGAGAAAGACCUUUCUCAACAACUAUGGGGGAGCAAGCAAUGAAAUAAAAAGACAAGGUGCUGGACUGUAUAAUUGGGGAGAAUACAUUCCGAAAACCUUCAAAGACAAAGAAAAAGUUGAUGUGCAAGGAGAUGAAGCAUUAAUGCCUGACACCGAAAUUUCUGAAGAAAUCGAAACUAAGGUGAAAUCUCAAGAAAACGGAGUUUUAACUAUGUCGGAAUAUUUAGGGCUUGAAGAAAAUGAGGAAGCAAAAGAAAGGAAUAUAAUUGAUAAUAUUGUGGAUUUUACGAAAAAGACUGUUAAGAAAGCUCAAGAAUUGGUAAAAAAAGUGGAAAAAGAGUUAGAAAAGGGGGAACCUCCUGGAUUUAAGGAAAAUGACUUCCCUGAGCUUAAAUCAUUUUAA